Zophobas morio is the source of this 1375-nucleotide messenger RNA. Its product is annotated as solute carrier family 25 member 3-like. The transcript has 4 exons. The record is from RefSeq and is a predicted model, not a curated record. NCBI's taxonomy places the organism in Eukaryota, Metazoa, Arthropoda, Insecta, Coleoptera, Tenebrionidae. Gene Ontology annotation, molecular function: phosphate transmembrane transporter activity. Bases 112 to 1200 code for a protein of 362 amino acids. Gene Ontology annotation, biological process: mitochondrial phosphate ion transmembrane transport. Gene Ontology annotation, cellular component: mitochondrial inner membrane.
ACUUGCGCAAUGCAGCGCCACUUAACCAGCUGCGGCCAACGCGAAAACCACCUUCACGGGGUUACAGCCAUUGUUGCCAGAGUUUCAGAGCCGUACCGGUGACGAUUUGCAAUGUUCUCAUCGCUGUUUUCGCGGGCCAUGUGCCAGAACAACGCCCCUGCCACCAGCCAGAAUGAAGCCCCACAGCAGAUGGGUCUGGUUAAAUCGCUAGUCGCUGGACGGACCAUCGCAGCCGCCGCCGCCAACGUCGGGGGUACUGCAGAGGGCUACAGCUGCGAGUUCGGCUCGCCUCACUACUUUGCGCUCUGUGGACUUGGAGGUGUCCUGUCAUGCGGAAUCACACACACAGCCAUCGUGCCCCUCGAUCUUGUCAAAUGCCGCAUCCAGGUCGACCCCGCCAAGUACAAAAACGUUUUCCACGGCUUCAAAGUGACCAUGGCGGAAGGCGGCGUCCGAAGUCUGGGUCUCGGCUGGGCCCCCACCUUCUUCGGCUACUCAGCUCAGGGUCUUUGCAAAUUCGGUUUCUAUGAAGUCUUCAAAGUCCUGUACACUGACAUCAUCGGCGAAGAGGCCGCUUUCUUGUACCGGACCUCGUUGUAUCUGGCCGCCAGUGCUUCCGCCGAGUUCUUCGCGGACAUCGCGCUGUCCCCCAUGGAGGCCGCCAAGGUCAAAAUGCAAACUUCCCCUGGGUACGCCUCGACUCUGCGGGUGGCGUGGCCCAAGAUCUACGCCGAAGAGGGCGUUAAUGGGUUCUACAAGAGCUUGGUCCCGUUGUGGAUGCGACAGAUCCCUUACACCAUGAUGAAGUUCGCCUGCUUUGAGCGAACGGUCGAACUGUUGUACAAGUUUGUCGUGCCGAAGCCACGAUCAGAGUGCUCGAAAUCUGAACAGUUGGUUGUUACUUUCGCUGCUGGUUACAUUGCUGGCGUGUUCUGCGCCAUUGUGAGUCACCCCGCCGACACUGUAGUCUCAAAGUUGAACCAGGAGAAGGGUUCAACUGCUUUGGAGGCAGCAAAGAAGUUGGGAAUGGCGGGAUUGUGGAAGGGCUUGAUGCCUAGGAUUGUUAUGAUUGGUACAUUGACGGCGUUGCAGUGGUUCAUCUAUGAUGCCUUUAAGGUCGCCAUGCGCAUGCCCCGUCCUCCACCUCCAGAAAUGCCAGAAUCUUUGAAGAAGAGAUUACAAGCUGAAGGGAAGUUGUAAAACGUUAUUUUAAUUUAAAUGUAAUUUUAAUUACUCAGUAUUUCCGGCUAGACAAAAACGUGUCGUAAGUUGUUAUGUAACAUGUUAAAAGUUCUGUUGCUAGACUGUAAAUAGAGCUAAAAGAUAAGUUAUUCUCUUUUAAUCACUCUGCGAAAUAAACCGACUUUCUGAACUA